This is a messenger RNA of Setaria italica (foxtail millet), 1975 nucleotides long. RefSeq names its product cytochrome P450 78A9. Gene Ontology annotation, molecular function: heme binding; oxidoreductase activity, acting on paired donors, with incorporation or reduction of molecular oxygen; monooxygenase activity. The coding region runs from base 39 to 1700 and encodes 553 amino acids. Lineage: Eukaryota; Viridiplantae; Streptophyta; Magnoliopsida; Poales; Poaceae. The record is from RefSeq and is a predicted model, not a curated record. The transcript is spliced from 2 exons.
CAACACAAUACAACGCAACGCAGCAGCUGAGAGUCACAAUGGAGACGAGCUCAGUUGAGAGCUGGUGGGUGCUUCCCAUGACCUUAAUCCCGGCCAUCUCCGGCGAUCAACACGAGAACAUUGCCACCAUAGCCACUAGCUUCACCUACAUGGCCAUCUUCGCAUGCCUUGCAUGGGCAGGCGCGUCCCUGCUCUACUGGGCUCACCCAGGUGGCCCUGCAUGGGGCAAGUACUGGAGGGCAAGGGGCAAGGGCCCGAAGCCGAUGACACUCCCGGGGCCGAGAGGGCUCCCCGUCGUCGGCAGCCUCGGCCUCAUGUCCGGGCUGGCGCACCGCUCGCUGGCCGACGAGGCGUCGCGCCAGCCGGGGGCCAAGAGGCUCAUGGCGCUGUCGCUCGGCCCCGUCCGCGCCGUCGUCACGUCCCACCCGGACGUGGCCAAGGAGAUCCUCGACAACCCGGCGUUCGCCGACCGCCCGCUCAACCACGCCGCCUACGGCCUCAUGUUCCACCGCUCCAUCGGCUUCGCCGAGCACGGACCCUACUGGCGUGCGCUCCGGCGCAUCGCCGCCGGCCACCUGUUCGGCCCGAGGCAGGUCGAGGCCUUCGCGCCGUACCGCGCGAGCGUCGGGGAGGGGGUCGUCACGGCGCUGCGCGGCGCCGGCGCCGGCGCCGUCCAGGUGCGCGGCCUCCUCCGGCGAGCGUCGCUCUACUACAUCAUGCGGUUCGUGUUCGGCAAGGAGUACGACGUGUCGCGCGCGGCGGCGCCGGCGUCCGGGAAGGAGGAGGAGGUGGAGGAGCUGCUCGAGAUGGUGCACCAAGGGUACGAGCUCCUGGGCGAGGAGAACUGGUGCGACUACUUCCCGGGGCUCGCCGCGCUGGACCCUCAGGGGGUGGGUGCGCGGUGCGCCGAGCUCAUGCCGCGGGUGAACCGCUUCGUGCACGGCAUCAUCCAGGAGCGCCGCCGUGCACGCGCCGAGGCGAUCGACGGAGGAGAGGCGCGUGACUUUGUUGACAUCUUGCUUUCCCUGCAGGAGAGCGAGGGGCUCGCUGACGCGGACAUCGCCGCUGUGCUUUGGGAGAUGAUCUUCAGAGGAACUGACGCCAUGGCGGUGCUCAUGGAGUGGACCCUAGCCCGCGUCGUCCUCCACCGCGACGUCCAAGCCAAAGCGCACCGCGAGCUCGACGAGCUCGUCGGCCGGAACACACCGGUCACCGAGUCCGCGGCGCCGUCGCUGCCUUACCUGCAGGCGCUGCUUAAGGAGGCUCUCCGGAUCCACCCGCCGGGUCCGCUCCUCUCGUGGCGCCACAGGGCCAUAUCCGACACGUACGUCGACGGCCACCUCGUGCCGGCGGGCACCACCGCCAUGGUCAACCAGUGGGCGAUCAGCCGCGACCCGGAGGUCUGGGACGCGCCGCUCGAGUUCCAGCCCGAGCGGUUCCUCCCUGGCGGCAAGGCCCAGGACGUGUCCGUGCUCGGCGCCGACGGCCGGCUCGUGCCGUUCGGGUCCGGUCGGAGGAGCUGCCCGGGCAAGUCCCUGGCCAUGACCACCGUGACCGCCUGGAUGGCCACGCUGCUGCACGAGUUUGAGUGGCUGCCCGCGACUGACGCGGCUGCCGUCGACAUGUCGGAGGUGCUCCGCCUGUCCUGCGAGAUGGCGGUGCCGCUCGAGGUCCGCGUGCGCCCGAGGCGCGGCGUGUGAAUGAAGAAGUUGCCGAUAACUUUGUUGCACCGUGACUCCAUUGUGCGUGCAGUGUGUAGCCGUGACCCUAAGCUUUUCCGUCAGUAAACUGUGAAUAAGCAGCUGGUAAAGGACUGUGCACCAGCUCACCUCAGUAUUUGGUUCAGAAUCUCAGCUUGCCUAUGUACUACAUUUGGGUGUGACUUGUGAGUAUGAAUUUCAACAAGAUGUACAAAUCACAAAAGUUAUCAAAGUUUAUGUGAAGUGUGGCAUACAUGUAGCCUCUAUUCCUGUCA